Molecule: messenger RNA, 1398 nt
Organism: Arachis stenosperma
Lineage: Eukaryota; Viridiplantae; Streptophyta; Magnoliopsida; Fabales; Fabaceae
Exons: 4
Coding region: 1-1398 (465 amino acids)
Source: RefSeq, a predicted model, not a curated record
AUGCAAAACAAAGAGGCGAUACACGAGGUUGAUAAACGAUUUGCUCGGUGGCUUUUGGAUUGUAAAAUUCCAUUUAAUGCUGUGAUGUCGCCAUAUUUCCAAGAUAUGUUGGAUGGUGUUGCUGGUAUUGGACCUGGUUACAAGGGGCCUUCUUAUGAUAAGUUAAGGGUUCAUUUGUUGGCUGAUCUUAAAAGAGAAAGUCAAAUGCUAGUUGAUGGUUAUAGGAGUGCAUGGAAGGAAACUGGAUAUACCCUCAUGGCUGAUGGUUGGACAGAUCAAAGACAAAGAACGUUAAUCAAUUUCUUGGUGAUUGAAUGGAUUGUCCCAAAUAAUAUUGUGCAUGUUGUGACUGACAAUGCGGCCAAUUAUGUUGCUGCUGGUAGGCUUAUCAAUAGAAAAUAUGAUAAUAUCUAUUGGUCACCAUGUGCUGCUCAUUGCCUUAAUCUUAUUUUAAAAGAUAUAAGCAGCAUGGCGCAUAUUUCUAACCUUGCAACUCGUGCUUCAAAGAUCACAGUAUUUGUGUACAAUCAUACGGUUUUCUUAUCUUGGCUAAGACAAAGACCUCAUUGGAGAGAAAUUGUACGUCCUGGUACAACCCGGUUUGCAACUGUGUUUAUUACAUUGAAGAGCAUCUUUGACCGUAAAAAGGAGUUGCAACAAUUGGUUGUAGAUUCAAUUUUCACUGAUCACAAAUUAGGAAGGAGUGCUACUGGUAGAGCUAUGAGUGCUAUUAUUCUGGAUGCCAAAUUUUGGGACGAUUGCUUUACUGUAUGUAAACUUAUGGGCCCUCUGAUUUACUUGCUGAGGGUUAUUGAUGCUGAUGACCCCCCAUCUUUGGGAUAUGUUUAUGAAGGAAUGCUAAGGACAGAAGAUGCAAUUAAGGAGAUGUUUAGGCAAUCCAAGACUGCAUAUCAGCCGUACACAGAUAUUAUCAACUCAAGAUGGGACAAGCAUUUGAAGAAAGAUCUUCAUGCGGCAGCUUACUUCCUGAAUCCUAAAUUCUUUUUUAAUGAAAAUUAUAAAGAAGCACCUGAUGUUAUGCGAGGUUUGCUUGAUCUUGUUACCUUGUAUUGCAAGUGUAACAAUUUGGAUUCAGUUCAGGCAAUGAAAGAAAUACAUUUAUAUAGAGAUCGGAAGGAAAGUUUUGAUAGACAAGAAGUUAUUCCAGCUGCAUCUGAACUUAAGCCUGAGGUUGUAGAGAAAGAGCCUGAUCUUCCUAGUAAUGUGGAUGACUUAUUGCGUGAAAUUGAUGCUGAUUUAUAUCAAAGUGGCGGUGGUAGUAGUGGUUUUUAUGCUGCAUCGAUAUCUCUUUCUUUUGCUGAUCAAGGUGGGAAUGAAGGUGAAGAUCAUCCCACCGAAGCAGAUUUGGAACAAGUUCUUGCGGAUUUUGAUAAUUGA